AUGACAGCACUGGAGCGAUCGCUGUCCGGCCAUACGAUGUUUCCAGUCAAAAACAUUUAGGACCAAAGCAUGGAAACUGAAAGUAAAUCAUGAAAGUGGCAUAGGUCCAAAAGUCACAAGAAGACACGGGACAUGGCUACGAGCGUCUUCCUUUUUGUGGCGUUCAAUCUAGCCAUUCUAUGUGUCAAUGGAAACCUGGUCUCAGAAAGGUCUUUCUCAAUUGACUACAAUAAAAAUUGUUUUCUGAAAGAUGGACAGACUUUCCAGUACAUCUCAGGCAGCAUCCACUACUCCAGGAUCCCCAGGGCCUACUGGAAAGACCGGCUUUUGAAGAUGUACAUGACUGGACUCAAUGCCAUUCAAGUAUAUGUACCAUGGAACUUCCACGAGUCAACACAGGGGGUUUACAACUUCACAGGAGACAGAGACUUGGUGCACUUUUUAGAUUUGGCCAAUCAGACAGGACUCCUGGUCAUUCUGCGCCCAGGGCCUUACAUCUGUGCAGAAUGGGAAAUGGGGGGACUUCCUGCAUGGUUACUUCAGAAGCCAAACAUCAUUCUUCGAUCAGCUGACACAGAUUAUCUACAAGCUGUUAGCAACUGGCUUGCUGUUCUUCUCCCUAAAGUCAAACCCUGGCUCUACAUCAAUGGAGGAAAUAUCAUAACUGUGCAGGUGGAAAAUGAAUAUGGAAGUUACUUUGCCUGUGACUAUAACUACAUGCGGUAUCUCCGUGCUCUGUUCCGUUUCUUUCUGGGUGAAAACACAGUCUUGUUCACCAUUGAUGGCAACACAGACAAGGAAAUGACAUGUGGUAGUUUGGAAGGAUUAUACGCCACAGUGGACUUUGGCACAGACACGAACGUAACAGAAGCUUUUGAAAGGCAGAGACGAUUUGAACCCAGAGGUCCAUUGGUGAAUUCAGAGUUUUACACUGGUUGGUUGGACCACUGGGGAGACUCACAUGCCAUGGUCAGCACUGAAAAGGUCAUUCGAAUGCUGGCAGAGAUGCUCAUGAUGGGAGCCAAUGUCAACAUGUACAUGUUUGAAGGAGGCACCAACUUUGGAUACUGGAAUGGUGCUGACCAUGACAGGCGGUAUCGCUCUGUUGUGACCAGUUAUGAUUAUGAUGCCCCCCUGUCUGAGGCUGGAGACCCCACAGAUAAACUGUUGGCUAUCAGGGAAGUCAUUAAAAUGGUUAGAGAUGUUCCUCCUGGAUCUAUGCCACCUGCCAUUCCCAAGUUUGCUUAUGGAUUUGUAACACUUAAAAAGGUUGGUAAUAUUAGCUCCGUCUUGAGCACCAUCUCACCCACGGGGCCUGUAAAAUCUCAGUAUCCUCUGGCUUUUGAAGAGCUCAAACAGUACUAUGGUUUCGUGCUGUAUCGGACCACACUGCCCCGGGACCUCUACGAACCCACACCACUUAUCUCUCCUCUCAAUGGAGUUCAUGACCGCGCAUACGUGUCUGUCAAUGGGGUUUAUCAAGGUCUAUUGGAGAGAGACAUUGUGCUUGUAACAAAUGUGACUGGAAAGCAGGGGGACACUCUGGACAUUUUUGUUGAAAACAUGGGCAGGGUGAACUUUGGCAGCAAGAUCAAUGAUUAUAAGGGCAUUCUGAGUAACCUGAUUUUGGGUAAAGAUGUACUGACAGACUGGAAUAUCUAUCCUCUGAACAUUGAUGAAGCCAUAGCUGGUGGAUGGCCUCAUUCAGAAAGUUUCAAGCCUAAAUCUCCCAUAAAGAAAGAACAGUUAUUUGGACCAACAUUCUAUAUGGGCACCUUGCAGCCCAACGGUCUAACCUGGGACACAUUUCUCAAACUCCAUGAGUGGACAAAGGGACAAGUAUGGAUCAAUGGUGUAAACCUGGGUAGGUACUGGCCUGCACGAGGGCCACAGCAGACCCUCUAUGUCCCAGGAUCCCUGAUCAGCCCCACUCAGACCAAUAACAUCACGGUUCUGGAGCUGGAGAGAGCACCCACACAUCUUAAAGUUCUGUUUAUGGACCGGCCUCUGCUCAAUGUCACUGCCAAUCGAUCCUGACAGCACAAAUUAUGCUAAAGCUGAAAUCUAUUUUGUGCUUUGGUAUAAACUAUAUGUACUUGAAUGUAUACAAAUUUCCCUCCAUGCUGCCUUUUGCCAUAUGAUUACUUUUAUUGUUUUAUAUAUUGCAAAGAUGACAAGACUGUAAAAAGAUCAGAAAACAUUUUACAUUUUAAUGCAUUUGAUGAUUUUUUUUUAUGAUGAGAUAAAUGUUACA
This is a messenger RNA of Periophthalmus magnuspinnatus, 2254 nucleotides long. It is a transcript of the gene glb1l, whose product is annotated as galactosidase, beta 1-like. NCBI's taxonomy places the organism in Eukaryota, Metazoa, Chordata, Actinopteri, Gobiiformes, Gobiidae. Gene Ontology annotation, molecular function: beta-galactosidase activity. The transcript has 16 exons. Gene Ontology annotation, cellular component: vacuole. The record is from RefSeq and is a predicted model, not a curated record. Gene Ontology annotation, biological process: carbohydrate metabolic process. The coding region runs from base 133 to 2037 and encodes 634 amino acids.